AUGGAACUAGGAAAUUCAAGUAUUCUUCAUAUGGGGGACAUAGUCUCCCUAUAUGCAGAAGGCAAUGUUUGUGGAUUUUUAAGCACUUUGGGGUUGGUAGAUGAUAGAUGCGUAGUAUGCCCAGAAUCGGGCAACCUAACGAAUCCACCAAAGAAGUUCAGGGACUGUUUAUUUAAAAUAUGUCCCAUGAACAGGUAUUCAGCCCAGAAGCAAUUCUGGAAAGCAGCCAAACAGAGCAUGAGCUCUAACACUGACACUAGUCUGUUAAAAAGAUUGCAUCAUGCCGCAGAAAUCGAGAAAAAACAAAAUGAAUCAGAAAAUAAGAAAUUAUUAGGCACAAAAGUGCAGUAUGGAAAUGUAGUACAGUUAUUACAUUUAAAGUCAAACAAGUACUUAACAGUAAAUAAGCGCCUUCCGGCGUUAUUAGAGAAGAACGCAAUGCGAGUGUACUUAGAUAGUAACGGUAACGAAGGUUCAUGGUUUUACAUCUUGCCUUUCUAUAAGCUUAGAGCUACGGGUGAUAAUAUAGUCCUUGGUGACAAAGUGAUUCUAAAUCCGCUUAGUCCUGGCCAACAACUGCAUGUUUCUAAUCACAAAUUGCCAGAUAAUCCUAGUUGUAAGGAAGUUAACAUUGUUAACGGAAACACAUCGUGGAAAGUUACGCUUUUCUUGGAACAUAAGGAAAAUUUAGAGGACAUUCUAAAAGGAGGAGACGUGGUUCGGUUGUUUCAUGCUGAACAAGAGAAAUUUUUAACUAUGGAUGAGUAUAAGAAGCAGCACCAUGUGUUUUUGAGAACUACGGGUCGCACUAGUGCUACGGCAGCAACAAGUAGUAAAGCUCUAUGGGAGGUAGAGGUUGUUAAACAUGAUCCUUGUAGAGGUGGAGCAGGUAACUGGGACUCCUUAUUCCGCUUUAAACAUCUAGCGACAGGGCAAUAUUUAGCAGUAGAUGUAGACAACGAGCAUGUAGAGGUGGAAGAAGACAAAAACAAAGUUAACGAAGCUGAACGAAAUACCGAAAAUCGCCGAUACCACCUAGUACCUCUAGGCUGCCUUUACGACAUAGCAACCUUGUUUGAAUUAGAUCCGACAAGUUUAACAAGGGCCGAUUCCUUGGUACCCCAAUCGAGCUACGUGCGGUUACACCACAUGAUUACCAACAGCUGGGUUCAUUCUACUUCGGAGUCCAUAGACAAAGACGAAGAAAAGCCAGUCAUGUCAAAAGUUGGGUGCGCAGUGACUAAAGAAGACAAGGAGGCAUUUGCGGUAAUUGCUGUAUCGCCAGUUGAAGUCAGAGAUUUAGAUUUUGCUAACGAUGCUUGUAAAUUGCUAUCUUCUUUGUCAGUCAAACUAGAGCAAGGUACAAUCUCACACAACGAAAGACGAUCCUUGACAACUCUUCUCCAUGACAUUGUUUAUUUCAUCGCAGAACUGGAAAACGAGCAAAAUAAAACCGAAGCAUUAGAGUUAGUGGUCACCAAUCCCAAUCGAGAUCGACAGAAACUGUUAAGAGAACAAUCCAUACUUAAACAACUCUUCAGGAUAUUACAGGGUCCUUUUUUGGACAGUGGUGGGGAAGGACCGUUUCUAAAAAUAGAAGAGCUAAACGAUCCGAGACAUGCACCGUAUAAACACAUAUUUAGGCUGUGUUAUAGAAUUUUGAGGCUAAGUCAGCAAGAUUAUAGAAAAAAUCAAGAAUACAUAGCCAAACAUUUCGGAUUCAUGCAGAAACAGAUUGGAUAUGACAUUUUGGCGGAGGAUACGAUUACAGCAUUGCUGCAUAAUAACAGGAAACUGUUGGAGAAGCAUAUAACUCCAGCAGAAAUUGAAACUUUCGUAGGAUUAGUCAGAAAAAAUAUGAACAACUGGGAAUCUCGUUUUUUGGACUACUUAUCUGAUCUUUGUAUAUCUAAUAAAAAGGCGAUACCCGUAACUCAAGAAUUGAUAUGUAAAAGUGUCUUAAGUCAGAAAAACGCCGAUAUUCUCAUUGAUACCGAAAUGGUUAGCACACAAGUAGAAGUACAAGAAGUUAAUGAAGAUGGAUCGAUAGAACGAGAAGAUGAAUCUCUGAUAACUGACGUAGAAGAAAUUCAACUACUGUACGGCACUCCUCGUAAAUCUGUAUUUUUAAGUGACCUUUGCAGGAAUGCAAAGUUGGGAAUGAAAGAAGAUCAAGCCAUUUUAGAUUAUUACAGACACCAACUGGAUUUGUUUUCGAAUAUGUGUCUCAAUAGACAAUACUUAGCCUUGAAUAAUUUAUCUCCUCGAUUGUCCAUUGAGCUUAUACUGAAAUGCAUGUCAGAUGAAUCUGUUAGUUUCGACCUGAGGGCGUCUUUUUGCCGACUGAUGCAAAACUUACACGUUGAUAGAGAUCCUCAAGAGUUGGUAACUCCAGUAAAAUAUGCUAGGCUUUGGUCAGAAAUACCAUCUCAGAUGUCUAUUUCAGAUUAUGAUUCAAAUAAAACUCCAAAUGCAAAUAAGGAAGCUGUGAGAGAAAACUUUUCAUCAACUAUAGCAUUUGUUGGAGAAUAUCUAUGUAAUGUAGUGGCUAAAAUGUGGUCGUUUGCGGAUCAAGAACAGAACAAAUUGACUUCUGAGGUGGUGAAAUUAGCUAGAGAACUAAUAUAUUUUGGUUUUUAUAGUUUCUCUGAUUUGCUUAAAUUAACAAAAACUUUACUCAACAUUUUAGAUUGUGUUUCUGAGAGUGAUUUCUUGGAUGGACGUGUACCAUCAGUAGACAUAGACUCAGAAGGAGGUGUAUUAAGAACAAUAGGUGACAUGGGAGCUGUUAUGACAUCACUUACUUUAGGCUCAGGAGGUAGGGGUGGUUUAUCCCCUAACUCUGUGCCCCAUGGAAAAGCAAUACAGUAUAUGAAAGAAUAUCCAUUGGUAAUGGAUACCAAGCUAAAAAUUAUUGAAAUAUUACAGUUUAUUUUGGACGUUAGAUUGGACUACCGUAUUAGCUGCUUGUUGAGUAUAUUUAAACAAGAGUUCGAUGAAAACGAGAAAAAUUCAAGUGUUAGUGGAGAUGUUAACCUGGGACAAAAAAAUAUCGACUUAGAACGCAUUGCCAGUCAAGCGGAAGGUAUAUUUGGCAGUAGUGAGGAGUGCGCUGUGUUAGAUCUGGACGGGCAUGGUGGACGAACGUUUCUAAGAGUUUUGUUGCAUUUGACGAUGCACGAUUAUCCGCCGUUAGUUUCUGGAGCUCUGCAGUUGAUGUUUAGACAUUUUAGCCAACGCCAGGAAGUACUCCAAGCCUUCAGGCAAGUCCAGCUGCUAGUUUCAGACAGUGACGUUGAGUCUUAUAAACAGAUUAAAGCAGAUUUAGACGUUUUAAGGCAAUCGGUAGAAAAGUCGGAGCUUUGGGUUUACAAAUCAAAGUCAUUAGAUGAUCACACUCCUACCAAGAAAGGCAAAGAGGAUGAAGAAGAAUCUACGACAACUACGAAAGCGCCACCUAUGGGUGUGUUGGAAAAGAAAGGAUCUGCUAUUAAUCUCGAUGUUGGCCCUCCUUUACACCAAGACCAAGCUGAUGAGUACAAGAAAAUACAACAGAUCCUUAUACGAAUGAACAAAUUAUGCACACACGGUUCGCUCGGUGGAAUUAUUAAGCCCCAGAAGCACGAACAAAGGCUUUUACGAAAUGUCGGAGUUCACACAGUCGUCUUAGAUCUUUUACAGGUACCAUAUGACGAAAAAGAAGACAUUAGAAUGAAUGAACUGAUGAGGCUGGCUCAUGAGUUCUUGCAAAACUUUUGUCUAGGAAAUAAACAGAACCAAGUGUUGCUUUAUAAGCAGUUGGAUCUGUUUCUUAAUCCUGGGAUUCGAGAAGCCCAGACCGUUUGUUCAAUAUUCCAGGACAAUUCAAAAUUGUGCAAUGAGGAAAAUGAAAAAGUCAUACAGCAUUUUGUCCAUUGUAUAGCUACACAUGGAAGACAUGUGCAAUACUUGAAGUUCCUGCAGACUAUAGUAAAAGCAGAAAAUAAGUUUAUUAGAAAAUGUCAAGAUAUGGUCAUGCAAGCAUUAAUUAAUGCUGGAGAAGACGUUUUGGUGUUUUAUAAUGACAGAGCCUCGUUUAACCACUUCAUAGAGAUGAUGCGUUCUGAACGUCAUUGUAUGGAUGAAGGUAGUCCACUAAAAUAUCAUGUAGAGUUGGUAAAAUUGCUCGCUUGUUGUACCAUGGGAAAAAAUGUGUACACUGAAAUAAAGUGUCAUAGUUUACUGCCUCUAGAUGAUAUAGUGACGAUGGUAAUCCAUUCUGAUUGUAUACCUGAAGUUAAAGAGGCCUAUGUAGGCUUUUUGAAUCAUUGCUACAUAGAUACUGAGGUUGAAAUGAAGGAGAUAUAUAAUUCGAGUCAUAUGUGGACACUGUUUGAAAAAUCUUUCCUUGUGGACAUGGCAGAUAUAGCAACGGCACCAAACGACAGAAAACACUCUGACAAGGCACUUGAAAAUUACGUUACGAACUGUGUCAUGAAUAUAAUUUCUACUUUCUUUAAUAGCCCUUUUUCUGAUCAAAGUACGACAGUCCAGAAACAUCUGCAUGAAGCGAGGGUCUUUUGGAGCGACUCAACAAUGGAUGAUUACGAUCCUUUCUCGGGUAAUGUUCAACUCAAACAAUCUCCAUUUUCUACUAACACAAGGCAACCCAUUUUUGUACAGCUAUUGCAAUCAGCAUUCAGAGUAUCUCAGUGUCCUUGGCUAGCCGCAUCACAACGCUUUAAUGUUGAAAAUUGUAUUCGUACUCUCUCUGAAGUUGCUAAGAAUAGAGGUAUUGCUAUACCCCUCGAUCUAGAAAGUCAAGUAUCUGCUAUGUUUAACAGAGCUACAAUUUUAACAAGGCAAACCAGUAAAUGGUUGCAGGCUGCUAAAACUCCAAAGAUGGAAAGAUCUCAGUCACAGAUUAUUCGGCUUGAUAGGAGUAUCAUAGAAGGUUUACAAGAUAUAGUAUCAGUACUAGAAGACCAAUUAAAACCACUGGUACAGUCAGAGCUUUCCUUGUUGGUUGACGUGUUGUACAGACCGGAAUUACUGUUUCCACCAGGCACUGAACCUCGAAAAAAAUGUGAAAGUGGAGGUUUCAUAAGAAGGUUAAUUAAACAUACAGAAAAGCUAAUGGAAGAAAAGGAGGAAAAGCUUUGUGUGAAAGUACUACGGACGUUAAGGGAGAUGAUGGCUAUUGAUUGCGAAUAUGGUGAAAAGGGUGAUGUUUUGAGGAACAUACUGUUAGCGAGAUACUUUGAAAAGGCAUACAUUCUUAAUAACAACUCGGUUGAAUUAGGAAGCACGCUUCCGCUACCAGCCACUCAUGGUCCAGGAGCUAAAAUCUUAAGUAGGGCAGGAAGAACUCUACAUGAAGUCCAAACACACCUGGAUAGGGAGGGAGCUUCUGAUUUAGUGGUAGAGCUGGUCAUUAAAAGCGGAAAUUCACCCUCGAUAUUUAGCGAAGCUGUUGAAUUAGGUAUAGCUCUCCUUGAAGGAGGAAACCCCAUAAUUCAAAAGAGUAUGUUCAAUAAACUAGUUGGUGGUGAUAUGAGUCAAUCUUUCUUUCGGGUAUUUCACGAUAAAAUGAAAGAUUCACAACAAGAAAUAAAAUCAACAGUGACGGUGAACACAUCUGAACUGGCAGCGAAAGCUCAAGAAAGCAAACAGGAUGGAAAAGAGGGAGAUAAAGUUUCUAGGAAAUCUGAUAGUAAAUCAAACGGAAUCAUGAUUUCGCCUGAACUAAGAGAUGAACUAGGUGAAAAUGUAGAGACAAAUGCUCAAGUUCUAGCCAAUAUUCGUUUGGUGUCCGUAGAAGAUGGAACAUUAAACUCAACUGCCUCUUCUCUAGAAGAUUUGUUAGCUGAAAAAUCGGAAAAGCAAAGAGACCGGGAAGAUCAAAAUGGUCUGUCUAAUAAAGUGUUGAUUAUGCAGCCGAUCUUAAGGUUUUUGCAGUUGUUGUGUGAAAACCACAAUGCGUCAUUACAGAAUUUAUUACGAAACCAAAACAAUAAAAGUAAUUUUAACUUAGUGUCCGAAACCUUAAUGUUUUUGGAUUGUAUUUGCGGAUCUACCACAGGAGGUUUGGGCCUGCUCGGUCUGUAUAUAAAUGAAAAUAACGUCGCGCUGAUUAACCAAACUUUAGAAACUUUGACUGAGUAUUGUCAAGGACCUUGCCACGAGAACCAAAACUGCAUAGCUACUCAUGAAUCGAACGGAUUGGAUAUUAUAAUAGCGUUAAUUUUGAAUGAUAUUAAUCCUCUUGGAAAAACUAGAAUGGAUUUGGUUUUGGAGCUCAAAAAUAAUGCUUCAAAGUUAUUAUUAGCUAUAAUGGAAAGUCGAGGUGACAGUGAAAACGCUGAGAGGAUUUUAUCAAACAUGAUCCCUAAGCAAUUGGUCGAUGUUGCUUGUAACGCUUUCCACCAAGGAGAUGCGAAGGAAACCGUCGAUGAUUCUGAUGAUAUGGUAUCUCCAAGAGAUGUAGGUCACAAUAUUUGGAUAUUAUGCCACCAGUUAGCUCAACACAACAAAGACUUGGCGUCUUUAUUAAAACCAGCCGAAAACGGAGAAUCCAAAACGCAAAAGGCUGUAUCGUACUAUGCUCCUCAUACUGCACAAAUUGAAAUCGUCCGACAAGAUCGUACUCUGGAACAAAUAGUCUUCCCUAUACCAGAAAUCUGCGAAUAUUUGACUGAAGACACCAAAGUUAAAGUCCUUAACACUGCCGAAAGAGACGAUCAAGGAUCCAAAGUUGCUGACUUUUUUGACAGAACUGAACCCAUGUUUAACGAGAUGAAGUGGCAAAAAAAACUUAGAGCACAACCUGUAUUGUUUUGGGUCAGUAACUAUAUGUCUCUAUGGAGUAACAUCCUGUUCAACUGUGCUGUACUUAUUAAUCUCAUCGUGGCUUGUUUUUAUCCAUUUGAUAACAUUGUUCCAACCAUUAGUUCCACAAUAUCCGUACUUAUUUGGUUUGCCAUGCUAUCUUCAUCUGCAAUAGUAGUAACGUUACCUAGAGAGACGGGAAUCAGGACUUUAGUAGCAUCCACAAUUUUACGACUGAUAUACUCACUUGGUCCAGAACCCACACUUUGGUUAUUGGGCACUGUGACAAUUUUAUUAAAAUGCAUACAUCUAGUCAGCAUCAUGGGAAACCACGGUACUCUUACCAAAACUUACCAACAGAUUUUGACCGAUGCGGAGUUGUUGUACCACUUGGGUUAUCUGAUUUUUUGCAUCUUAGGACUUAUUAUGCAUCCGUUUUUCUACAGUGUUCUACUCUUUGAUGUUGUAUAUCGUGAAGAAACCUUAUUGAAUGUGAUCCGUUCCGUCACUAGAAACGGUCGAUCGAUCGUUUUAACCGCAGUCUUAGCCUUAAUUCUAGUAUACAUGUUCUCUAUUAUUGGAUAUAUGUUCUUCAAGAAUGAUUUCAUAGUUAGUGUAAACAAAAAAGAUGAAACCUGUGAAACCAUAUCUGAGAUGACCGGUAAACAUUAUCAAGAAGAUGAAACCGGUAAAUAUUGCGAGCUUGUAGAUGCUGGAGAAGAAAGACAAGAGCGAGCCUGUGAUUCUUUAAGAAUGUGUAUUAUUACUACGCUGAACCAAGGUUUAAGAAAUGGAGGGGGUAUUGGUGAUAUUUUAAGAGCUCCCAGUAGUGAAGAAUCUCUAUUUGUUGCAAGAGUGGUAUAUGACUUACUAUUCUUCUUCGUCGUUAUAAUUAUUGUACUUAAUUUGAUUUUUGGUGUUAUUAUCGAUACUUUUGCGGACCUUAGAUCUGAGAAGCAACAAAAGGAGCUGAUUUUGAAAAAUACAUGCUUUAUUUGUGGUUUAAACAGAUCUGCGUUCGACAACAAGAUCGUGAGCUUUGAAGAUCAUAUUAAAUGUGAACAUAACAUGUGGCACUACCUGUACUUCAUCGUUCUGAUCAAAGUCAAGGACCCUACAGAAUUCACCGGUCCUGAAAGCUACGUAUACGCUAUGGUGAAAGCCGCAAACCUAGAAUGGUUUCCGAGAUUGCGGGCGAUCUCCUUGGCAGCAGUAGAAGGAGAAGGGGAACAAAUCGAGUUCAAGAGUCUUCAAGGUCAACUACAAAAGACCGAAAUGUUGGUAACCACUCUAAGCCAGCAGCUCAUGGAGUUGAAGGACCAAAUGGCGGAACAAAGGAAACAGAAACAGCGGCUGGGCCUGCUGAGUUCCAACUCAGCUUAUUUACAGACUUCUAAUCUCAAUUAGAUUCUAGUCUUUAACCUUAUAAACUAGGGCUGUAUGUGGAUAUUUGAUAAAUAAAUAUUAGGGACAUUUUUAUUUCAAGGAAUAUCACUUUUAUUCACUUUUAAUUAUUCUUGCCAGAUUAUAUUUCACGCACAUUUUUAAAUCAACAGAGAUAUUUCUUGUUACCAUGGUGUGAGAUAAUCGUAUUUACCUCUUUCCUUACACCUUUUUUUCUUCUAUGUGGUUAUUUACUGCCCGGUAAAUGAUUUCGGAAAAGCAAUCACAGUGUAAAUUUUCAACAUUCUUAACUUACCAGUACUUCAUGAAAAAAAAUAAUGAUCUUGAACUACAAUUGAUUAAAUUUGUUGACCUAAUAUUUUUUAUAAAUAUCUACAACUUAGCCUAGUAGGAAAAUAGAUUUUUCAAUGCUCAAACUUCGAACUUAGGAGAUUUAGAAUAGUUUCCUAGCCAAAAUAUUCGAUUAUUUCCAAGAUUUUUGGGCCAUUUGUUUCGAUUUUUGAUUUCGGUUUGUGGGUUCUGCUCCAGUUUUUAAUCUCGUCCUCGAUAUUGCACAAUUUAGUGUGUGGCAGUUCCUAUCAAUCGAAAAAAAUUAAUUUUUUAUAGUUUUAAAGUUCCCAGUGAUAAUUAUUUUAAUAAAAAUUAUUUUCUAGUACAUAACUGAUUGUCUUAUAUUCACUGUUUUUUGUUGCGAAGUGUUAUUUAUGUUAUAUUUUUGUAUCGAAUGUUACACAGCGUAAUAAGCAAAGUAUAAGUCGGGAUUUUAAGUGGGAUGAAUCAAAAAAUAUAUAAUACUAUUUUGUUUGUUUUUUGGGAAUUAUAAAAAAGACAUAUCGCUGAGCAAUUAAGUUCUUUAAGAAAAUCUACUCUAAUGGCGUGUCACAAAAGUAACCCCAAUUUGAUUUAAAAAAUGUUUAUGGCUUUUGGAUACGCUUUAGCUUUACUCGAAGACUUUCAUUCAACAGAUACUUAAACCUUUUUCUCACCUCGUCUUUAUGUUCGAUUGCUAGAGAUUUUUCGGUUCUUGUUGAGCGACCUAUAUGUACGAUUCGACCUUGUAUGACCUGUAACUAGAUGUAAUUCCAUAGUUUCCCGAUGACUGCUUCCUCUUCUUUGUUCAUUUUGUUUGUUUUUGGUCUUCUCUUGUCCCAAAAGAAGCCGAUCGUUCUUUGCUUUUACUGCCACACAAAGUUACCGACCACAACCUAGUAUGAAGAGCUCCUUUAACACAACAAGGUUUCAUGACUCCCGUCAGGAAAAUAUAGCUUAACUAUCGAAUAGUAUAUUUGGUAAAUAAUUUCCAUAACUUUGUUGAAAAAUAGGCAUGUUUAACGGUUGUAAUAAUCUUUUUGCGUAAAUAUGAAAUUCAACACAAUUUCCUUCUUCAAGGUGUGGAGGUUGUGGUAUAAACCAUUAACUUUAACUAAAAGCAGAGGGAGAUAGACAACCUAAAGAAACAGACCAGGAAAUGAUUGGAAAUCUAUAUCUUACAGUUUACCAAAAACUGGCUUAGCCUAUCUCAUCAUUAACCACCAUUAAUUAUUUUCGCCUUUAUUCAGUUUAACAGGUCUUAGAGGCCCAUGACUUGAAAGUUUUCUACUAUCUUCUAUUUUUCAGUUUUUAUUCUCAUUUUCAUGCUUCCAGCUACUAUUUUCCUGGUCCAGCUCGAACAUCUAGCUCUAGUUUGCUGGAGGAUCCAGCUUCCCUUCUCUUGUGUUCUAUCUCCAUACUCUAAUCUAUUUUAACUUUCGUACUAAUUUACCUCUAUUUCGAAUCUUUUCCGACAAUUCAUCGAACAUUUUCUUCUCCCACACUGUCAAAUCACCGUUAAUAUAAAUUGUUCUGCUGUAAAAUAUUAACAGACAUGUUUUGUCUCAUAUUCUUGUCAGUAACAAUGUACUUAAUAAAAGUCAUGUUUUUUACGAUUAUGCUUGCUCAAACAAAAAUUCGAAGAUAUUCGUGUAUACUAGUACCAAAUCUAUAAAAACCGCAUUGUAAGUUCGUUUUGAACACCUCCAGAUAAUCGCCGCAUACACAAAUGACAUACUUGUGACAUUCACACUGCACUUUUAUUCGAUUAUUAGGACUCAAUUGCUCCCGAUAAAUUUUUGUACAUUAUGACCGAAAUUACAUAUACCUAUAGAUAUUAUUGCCUUACUAACUGAAUUUUCCAAGAAAAUUGAUCCUAUAAUGAAUAAUUUUUUAUUAAAUGGAAUUUAUUGGAAUAUUGCGUUAACUUUUGGACACCUAUGUAACAAUUUCGUGAAAUAUUCGAUAUAAAUGUAUAAGUUAUAUCUGUAGUUGAAUAUAGUUUACUAGGUUCUUUGUUAAAUCUCAUAAACUAGAUCUGUUGUAUAACUUUUCUACAUUUAGUAGUUAUAAAAUAUUUAAUGUUAAAAACAAUAUUAAAGAAUGAAAAGAAAAACGAAAAUUUAUAUUAAUGUUAAAUGUUUCAAUAUAUUUAAAUUGCUCUAAUUGAAUGGUCCUUAAUAUUACAUUGUUUUACAAAAUUACCUGAAAAAUGCAGUUAAUAACGAACUGUGCGUUGGGAACAGCAUAAUACUGAUGACUGUUUUAAGCACAUUGGUUUUUUUCUUUCUUAUAUUUUAUUGUUAUUUUCUCUUGCCUGUUAAAAUAGUUCUAAACGGUUUUUUUUUUAUUUUUAUUUGCAUCUUAAGGAUCAAUUCGUUAAAAUUAAAUGUCAAUAGUUGUUGGAAAUUUGAAUUCGUUACUUCAUAGAAUACAACUUUUGUUAAAUUUGUGUUCUGCCUUGUGGUUUAAGGGUAUUUAAGCAAUAGUUUUUUUUGUAAUGUUUGUUGUACUUUGAAUCUUCUGUAAAACGUUUAUCCUCAAUAUAUUUCUAUAUUACGUUG
Molecule: messenger RNA, 11084 nt
Organism: Diabrotica balteata
Lineage: Eukaryota; Metazoa; Arthropoda; Insecta; Coleoptera; Chrysomelidae
Source: the annotation of a GenBank genome assembly